Molecule: messenger RNA, 4663 nt
Organism: Myodes glareolus (Bank vole)
Lineage: Eukaryota; Metazoa; Chordata; Mammalia; Rodentia; Cricetidae
Gene: Hdac8
Product: histone deacetylase 8
Biological process (GO): heterochromatin formation
Molecular function (GO): histone deacetylase activity
Source: RefSeq, a predicted model, not a curated record
UCAAAUGGCCCCGUAGGGCAACAAGGCUGGUUAGUUUUGACCGUGCUGCUUGUGCCAUGAAAAAAUCGAUCCCAAUUGGCAGCCAUUUGGGCUUUUAUAUCUGUCAAGCUCUUUUUUUGAACUGUGGUCAUUAAAUGAAGGGAUCUGGUCUGGGAGGGCCCAUCCAUUCCUUCAGCUGGGCGAGGGACCAGGCAAACUGUCUCCGGCAAUCUAAAUAAGAGGGAAUGUUGAACAGGGAACACCGCUGGGGCCGAACAGAGGAGCAGGAACCGGAGCCCAGGCUGAGUCCGCAAACUGUCGGAUCCAGACUUUGGCUCGGGGACGGUUGGAAGUGGGAGAUGGAGAUGCCAGAGGAACCCGCCAAUAGUGGGCAUUCGCUGCCCCCGGUUUAUAUUUAUAGUCCCGAGUAUGUCAGCAUUUGUGACUCUCUCGUCAAGAUCCCCAAACGGGCCAGUAUGGUCCACUCUCUGAUCGAAGCAUAUGCCCUGCACAAACAAAUGAGGAUAGUGAAGCCCAAAGUGGCCUCCAUGGAGGAUAUGGCCACCUUCCACACUGAUGCCUAUCUGCAACAUCUCCAGAAGGUCAGCCAAGAAGGUGAUGAGGACCAUCCAGACUCCAUAGAAUACGGACUAGGUUAUGACUGCCCAGCCACAGAAGGAAUAUUUGACUAUGCAGCUGCUGUGGGAGGAGCUACAAUCACAGCUGCCCAGUGCCUGAUUGACGGGAAGUGUAAAAUAGCGAUAAACUGGUCUGGAGGGUGGCAUCACGCAAAGAAAUAUCCCAACAGUCUCUGCUCUGAAGAUGAAACCCUGACAUCAUUUAGGAGAUAGGCUGAAAUUAAGGACUGGGUAGAGGCAAUAUUUCCAUCCUGAAAAUUCAGAGCUCCAGUUCCAGAGCUGUCUGCCAGAAGCCCUGGAGUUCUGCUCACACCCGCAUGGAAGCAAGGGCACUCACUGGGAGGAGAUAAGAAAGCAGAGCUCCCUGCCAGCAUCUGGGCAUUCCUGGAACUGCUGCUCUAGGGUCCCUGCCCUAAGCUGCCCGGCAGGUUUCCUCGUGCUCUUCUCUCCAUUGUAGUCACACUGUUUAAAUGUCCCAUAUACUCGCAGCACAGAGUCCGAGAUCCCAGUCCUUCCUUAGACCAGCGUUGAUUAAACCGUAUGUGACAAGCUCAUGGUUUUCCUCUUUAGUAACGGGAGGUAGGGAAAUGGAAGCAAAGUCUAUCCCUCCCCCUCCCCCACACCUGACUGAAAAAAAAUCUUUGAUUUGAAACUAUUCAGGUGCUGACGGGGUUCUGUUGUAACUGGCUUCUUGAAAACUUUCCCAGUGUUGAAAGUGGGAAAUAUGUUCAUACAAUAUUCUUAGAAGUCUGUUCUCAGGAAAUAACCCGAUCCUGCUGUCGAGAAAUUGAUAUCUUGGGGGUGAUACAACAAAUCACCGCAUUUGAAAGUUAAAUAAGGGUGAUUUUAGAAACUCCUGCAAAAAGACUAGUGCUACUAAAUAUUCAGUGUACAAAGCCAGAAUAAUGAAAACACUGGCAUAAGAUAGCAUGUCCCUCUAAGAGGCCAAGUCUAAGUUUAAUGGGUUGUAAAAGAUGCCUUUGGAAAGCCCAGGUUAGCUGCCUGGUUAGGCUGAGCUGCCGCUAAACUACUUUUUCCUGUUUCUCAUUUUCCCUCAUUGUCGACCUAGGGCAGCUGUCCAAGUCCAGUGAGUCAGUUGGUACACAAGAUCCAGGCCCUUCAGCCACAGGGUAGAGCACACAGCAGCAGUAACUCGGGGGACGAGAGGGGCUCCAGGCAUUUUCACUACUUGCCAUGUGUUUUCUCCCCUCAGUCCCUGUCACGUCUCCGCCAUUCCCCCAGAAACUCCUUAUUCAGUAGCUCAGGAUACUAUGUCAUUAUCAAUUAUCUGGGCUUCUUCCAGAUGUACAUAUGAAAAUGAAUAAAAUGAUUUUUCUCUGGUUAAUCAAUUAUUAUGCUAACUCGUAGCCUGACCACGACACUAGAAGGGAUGGGAGAGGGGCCUUAUUCCUUGCUCAACACAGACAGCUGAACAGACUGUCGCUGGGACUGACGCCUUACAGACUACUGCCCUCUUCCUUAAAUAUCUGCAAUCCCAGCUUUCUGUGUGAAAGACUCAUCUACUGACGGUAUCCUGGGAAUUUAAUAGAAUUCUUUGGUUUCAGAACUUGUUUUUCCUCCAUACUUUGCUGUGAGUCAAGUGCCACCUGCUGGCAGUCAACUGUUAUGGCAUUUUCUCUCCUCUGAGUAGCCCUGGCUGUCUGGAACUCAUUCUGUAGACCUCAAACUUGGAGAUCCACCUGCCUCUACACCAGUGUCUCAAGUGCUGUGCUUAAAGGCACCUGCCGCCCAGUGACAUAUAUUUAUUUAUUUAUUUGUUUGUUUAUUGCCUCAAGCUCUCUUUUUAGGCGAGAAUGACCUUAAACUACUGAUCCCCAGGCCUCUACCUCAAGUGCUGGUGUUAUAGCUUGUCUGGUUUCUGCAGUAAGGAGGGUCAAACCCAGGGCUUCCUGCAUGCUAUGCAAGCACUCUACCGACUGAGCUCUAAAAGUUUCCUUGCCGGGAAUUGAACCUAGCACCUCAUGCAUGUCAGGCAAGGGCUCUACCACCGAGAUACAUUCCUGACCUGAUAUUUCAUCUUUAUAUGCCUGAAGUCUGUAUGUCCAUUUAAGGUGCUCAGUCUUGUCUAAACACAGUUUAGUAUUUUACCUGUGCAUUUGAUGAUGUACUUUACUUUGUUUUCAAAGAGGCAUUUCUACUGGAAUCUCUUUACUAGUUCAUAAAUCUGUACUGAUAUUUUCCCUCACCUAAUGACCACUUUCAAAUUAUAGUCUGUAAAGUAUGCCUCCGUACAUUUUUUUUCAAAGAUCAUUUUAAGGGCUAUUCUUCACUUUUUCUGUCUCCUCGCAAUCUUAUGUGGACAUAGUUUCUUCAGGAUCUGGAGCACAGAGAAGCUUUAAGAACUUUGAGAUUGUGUUCUGUUUUGAAUAAAGCCUGAACAGGGUAGGAAUUAGAGCAGUAUGGAGAUCACAGGUGGGAAGCUAACGUUGCACAGGGGUCUAAGGAGGUAGGUGCGCAGGUAAAAAGCCUGCUGUGCAAGCAUGAGAACCGGAGUUCCGAUCCACAGGUCUCAGUGAAAUGCUGGCCAACUAUGGUGACUUCCAAUAAUCCCAGCACUAAAGAGGCUGAGAUACAGGAUUGCAUUCCCAGGGCAAGCUGGCUAGCUUAGACUAGCCAGAAUCGAUGAGCUCUGCGUUUGAGAAACCUUGCCUCAAAAAAUGAAGAUAGAGAGUGUUCGAAGCCGUGCGGGGAAGCUGUUUCCACUUUCACCUUGUGCUCAUGAGCAAUGCUUAAUCAUAUGUGGAAGAAUGAAGAAUGUUAAGACAAAAGGUUCACUUGUCCUUGAUGUAGGACAGGAGUUUUAAUGCGGAUCAGUGAUAAACAUACUUAGCUUGCUGGUAUGACACAAAUGAUUCUUUCCUUUUGUUUUUUGAGAUGGAAUCCCACUGUAUAGCCAAAGCUGCCCUAAAACUUAUGGUCCUCCUGCGUCAGCCUCCUGAGAGCCAAGAUUAUAAAUUAACAAUGCUUGGAGCAAUAAUUUCUUGAUCUACUUUGCAUUGGAGAAAGUGAUAAAAACAAAAGGAUGCAUAGUAAGGAUAGAAAGGGCUGCUCAUUGGACCGUGCUGUGACAGCUGUGGCACUUCCAUGCUCAGCUCCUGUCGUAAACUAAAAUAGGUGGCAGUUGGACUGAAGAGUUAAAUAUAAAAAAGCAAGUUACAAAACUAUGAUGAAUGAAUAUCAAGCUUCUAACAAGGACUAAGUUUCUAAGUUUAGUAUGUAAUAGGAAGUAUUUUCAAGGGAAAAGAUCAAAAUUUUAUAAUUUAAAAUUUAAAAACCAAUGAAAUAGAAAUGUUUUUUAAGCCACAGUAAAAAUAAAAGAUAAACACAAACGGACAAGGUCCAUGUUGCCUAAAUAUGACAAAGUGUGAUAGGCUGUGUCAUUUAAGGCACACACGCAUUGCGAUGUAGAAGCAGAGACAUGGAAAAGAGCACCGACAAUUUACAGAAGAGUUUGAGUGCAAUCAGAAGAUGUGAGAAGAUGUUCAUUACUAACAAAAAAUGCAAAUUAAAACAAGUUGAUGCUGGGGACAUAGGUCAGUGGUAGAGCAUAGAAGCGCAAUGCCCUGCCUUCUGUCCCCAGGACUACAGACAAACAAACCCAAUGCAGAAAGCCACUUUAAACCUGUAUUUAAAAAUGUAAAAAAAAAUCGAGCAUCUAGCAAGACAAAAUAAAGGAAUGGUGAAUUUACUCGUGAAAUAUUAUGUAUGCUAUGCUUUUUUGCUUUGUUUCUCUGUGUGUGCUCUUUCCUAAGGACUGGACCCGAGGCCUCCUGUGUGCGUCACACGUGCUCUACCGCUGAGCUACAUCUAUCCCAGGCCCUUGUGCUAUUAUUUUUAAUGGCGGUUAUGAAAAUGAUAGGGUAUUUCAAAAAUGAUUAUAUAUAUUUUAAAAACAGUAUUUAAAAUUGUAUGUAUAUUGUAAUUAGCUCAUUGCACACACGAGGAAAACAGUGGGAAUGAGUUCACUGAUCAUCUUACAAUGGCAGAGGUACUCCUGAGUUUUGUUGGUUUUGACACAUCAUCUC